Messenger RNA from Canis lupus familiaris (dog), 6567 nucleotides. It is a transcript of the gene C1H19orf47, whose product is annotated as chromosome 1 C19orf47 homolog. NCBI's taxonomy places the organism in Eukaryota, Metazoa, Chordata, Mammalia, Carnivora, Canidae. The coding region runs from base 216 to 1448 and encodes 410 amino acids. The record is from RefSeq and is a predicted model, not a curated record. The transcript is spliced from 9 exons. Gene Ontology annotation, cellular component: nucleus.
UUUUGUCCAGUGGCAAAAUCCAGAAGGGAAAGUAGAUCUUGGGAGUCAAGUAUGGGGCAGAGUGAUGUCCAGGGUCAUGUUCAUCAAUAAGAGAUGCAACAGAAGACCGAGAAGGUUAGGGUGAAACCCAGCUGGAGGCAGAGGGCACAGUCUCACAUCUGGGGACUGGGAAAGCUUCAUAAAGUGGGUGACAACCAAAGAGAGUGAAGGAGAGUAUGUCAGGAGGACAGGAAGAGAAAGCGUUCCAGGCACAGGCUCCCGGGAGCAGCACCAGGGCAGGGGAGACAAUGGUCUCAGUGACUAUGGCCACUUCCGAGUGGAUCCAGUUCUUUAAGGAAGCCGGCAUUCCUCCGGGACCUGCUGUCAAUUACGCCGUGAUGUUCGUGGAUAAUAGGAUCCAGAAGAGCAUGCUGCUGGAUCUCAACAAAGAGAUCAUGAAUGAGCUGGGUGUGACUGUGGUGGGGGACAUCAUUGCCAUCCUCAAACAUGCCAAGGUGGUGCACCGCCAGGACAUGUGCAAAGCUGCCACUGAGUCAGUGCCCUGCAGCCCCAGCCCCCUCCCAGGCGAGAUUCGCCGAGGUGCCUCUAGUGCUGCCUCUCGAAUGAUCGCCAACAGCCUAAACCGUGAUUCCCCACCUGGCACUCCCCCCAGGCGACCAGACACCAGCACCUCCAAGAUCUCGGUCACUGUGUCCAACAAGAUGGCAGCGAAGAGUGCCAAGACUGCUGCAGCCCUGGCCCGCCGGGAGGAGGAGAGCCUGGCUGUUCCCACCAAGCGGCGCCGGGUCACUGCUGAGAUGGAGGGGAAGUACAUCAUCAACAUGCCUAAAGGUACCACCCCCCGGACCCGCAAGAUCCUGGAGCAGCAGCAAGCAGCGAAAGGUCUCCAGAGGACAUCCGUGUUUGACCGGCUCGGCGCUGAGACCAAGGCAGACACAACAACAGGGAAUAAACCCACAGGAGUCUUUAGCCGCCUGGGGGCCACCCCAGAGAUGGAUGAGGAUCUGGCUUGGGACAGCGACAAUGACAGCAGCAGCUCUGUCCUGCAGUAUGCCGGCGUUCUGAAGAAGCUGGGCCGGGGCCCAGCCAAGCCCAGUCCCCAGCCAGCACUGACUGUCAAAGCCAAGGCCACGAGCUCAGCCACAACGGCUGCCACCCCGACACUGCGGCGCCUAGCCCUUUCUUCACGCCCUGGGCUCGAGAGGAAGCCGGAGUCCCUGUCCAAAGUCAGCAUCAUCCAGAGACUGGGCAAAGCUGCCCUUGUGCCCGAGGCCCAGGACAGCCAGGUCACGAGCACCAAGAGUAAGUCCUUGGCCGAGGUCAAGGUCACCAUUAAGAGGACUCUGGUGGGGCCCCGGGGGAGCAGCUCCAGCGAGGGCCUGGGCGCCCAGAUGGACCAUGCGGGCACAGUGAGCGUGUUCAAAAGACUGGGCCGCAGGACCUUCUAGCCUCUGGGCGGGGCGCAGGCCCCUCUCCAGGCCUCUGGCUCCAGCAGAGGCUCCCGUGAGGUGUGCCCAGCCAGAUGACACUGCUUGUCUCCCUCAGGCAUUCAAGCCAGCCCAAGCUUUCUGGGGAUUCACCUCAGUUUUCCCAGUCUGAGAUGGUCGUUGUGGCUUGGCCUUGCUGCUCUGGGAUUUUCCUUUCUCAUGUCCUCUGUUCUCUCCUCUCUAUGGCCUUGGCAGGACCCACUUUUCUACCUCUCCCAGAGCCACGUGCUCGUUUCCCUCCUCUGUUCCCCUUCCUGCCCCUCAGUGGCGUCUGCUGCCUCUACCCCAGCUGCCUGGCCUCCCAGUCCCCCAGAGUCCCCCCACCUUGCCCACUUCCUGACUUCCCCUCGUCCCUCUGCCUGCCCCCCACUUUAACUUCUAUGUCUCUCCCUCUCUUCAUACUGUUUAUUUCUCUUCUGUUUUUCUGUCCCUGUGGCAAGGCCCGACUGUCCGCUGCGUCCUGCCUGACCCUCCUGCACCUCCGGCCUCCCAGCGGCCCCCUCGUCGGCGGUGGCGUCGAGCCUGUAGAGACUGUUAGCUGCCCUCACCCCCAGGCUGGAGGGACCUCCCCAGACCCUGGGCUGCAGCAGGGAACCUCUGCUUUCCUGCCCUGGGCAUCUUUCUCUCUGAAAGCUCACAGCUGGUGGUGGGCAGGGGUCCCUGGGAAGGGAGGCCGGUGCUGAGAAAGAGAGAGAGAGAGAGAGAAGAAAACAGCUGUUUUAAUAUAUUUUUGUGACUUUCAAACUGUUUCCCUCCCCUCCUUUAGGGUGAGUCACAGGGUGGUUUUUCAUACAAAGCACAAAGUAGGUGGGGGUGCCAACGAAGGGUUGGGCUCUGUUUCUGGAGGUCAGGACUCCACGGGGCCACAUCUUUGGUGCAGGCCCCAAGGAAGGGAAUGACGGUCAUGGUCACUGUGCAGUUGGACUUCCUCUUCUCUCCCCCAGCUGUAGUGGUUCUGUCACUGUGUCCUCCCCCUCUGUAUGCCUCACCUGUUUCUGCCACUCUGCCUAUUGGUGGCUUUCCAAACGGCAGGCUCCGUUGUGAGGUGGUGGGUUCCUGUUGGUUAGACCAUACACCUGUUUACUGCUGCACAGUCCCUGCUCUGUUCCAGGCUUGUUCAAAGAGCUGGGGAUCCAUUGGGAGCAAGGUAGACAAGCCCCUGCCUGCACGGCUGACCUCUGGCCAGGGAGAUGGUGGUUAAAGGGUCGUGUUGUGGGAAGAACGGGAGGGAGGAGCACAAGGGGCCCAGAGCUUCUUCAGAUGUUGGGGUAAGAAGGCCUUUCGGAGGAGGUGAGGUAAGGGCUGAGCUGGGAAUGAUGGGAAGGAUCAGAAGCGGCUAUGUGAGGUACAGGAGGAAAGUGUCAGGCAGAACACACAGCCAGGACAAAGGAACAUGAAAGCCAGGGUGGCUGGCCAGGGAGCAAGGGGCCUGCCACACAGCAUGGGCUGGGGCACGUGGCUGGGCACCAGAUGACCUGGGGCUUUGAGACCCACAACGAGGAAUUCAGACAUCUUCUGUAAGCCCUGAGAAGUUUGAGAGGGUUUAAAGCUGGCAGGUGAGGGUCUGAGUUGCCGUUUGUGAAGAUGGCUUUGGUCCUUGGAGGGGAUGAAUUGUCGGGAGGGCAGGGGUGGAGGCAGGGAGGCAGCCAUGCAGGAGCAGAGGCAGGAAAGGAAGGUGGCAUGGGGUGAAGUGUGGGGAAGGAGGGGCUUCAGAGGAGCAGCGGCAGUUGGGGUGCAGUGGCAGGGAGCAGGAUCACCUAGAGGGGAGAUUGGGGCAUCUGGCUAGAGGUGCUGUUUAUGGAGGGAGGAGCCAGGGGCAGGCAGGUGCUGGGCUGCCGGGAUUUGGAGUGGGGGGUACCUGCGCUGGAGUCCAGCAGCUUCAGGGAGCACUCGGGGGGGCUCUGUGUUCAAAGCCAAAGGCCUGGCGAUAUGAGCUGGAAAGGAGCAGAGAGACAGGAGAGGGCCCAGAAGGGAAUUGGGGGCCCUUUCCCCAUGUAGAGAACAGAGUUGAUUCGAUUAGCAGGGAGUGGCCUGGGGCUUGGGAGGCCUAAAAGCAGGUGAGGAUAAGAUUAGACUUCAUCCUUUUUCAUCUUUUUUUUUUUUUUUUAAAUUGUGGUGAAGCAUACAUACCAUUUUAGCCAUCGGUAAGGAUCCUGUUCAGUGGCAUUCAGUACAUUCCCAUUGUUGCCUAAUCACUACCACCAUCCGUCCCCAGACCUGUGUCGUCUUCUUGAGCCCAUGAUCCGUUCAUUUGUGGUUUCUGAGUCAUGUCAUGCUGGGGGGCUGCUGUGCGUCAGGUGGUAUGCCAGGCACGGGGCCUGGGGUGGGAAAGGCUGGGCUUUGGGGUGAGGGACGAUGGUAGGGCCCAGGCGAGGCGCACGGGGUACUACUUGAGGUCGGCCAUCGAGAAGGCAGCAGAUGUGGGCAGCGGUGAUUGUGGAGGCUGCCCCUUCGUGGUGGUGGCACCGCAGGCAGGAGCUCACAUGGAUCCGCACUUUCCUUGCUGCUCUUAAACUCUUGAUUUUCUUUCCCUAGUUUCCCUAGUUAUUUUCUCUGGUUCCACUUCAUGGGUAAUUUUAGCUACUGCCAGGGUUAAUAGGAAGAGUUCCGAUAACUAAAUUUAAGAGCGCUGGGUGAUUUCUUGAGUGUGUAAUGAUGUGAAAACGAGGGUAGCUCACUUACCAGGAAAGACUAACGUGCAUGAGGGAAAUCAUGUCACUGUUGCUCUUUAUGGACACCCAGAGAGGAGUAAACUGCUGAAGGUGUCACCCAUCUGGCAAGUGGUAAGUCAGGGAGCUGACCAGGAGCCUUGUCCCCCUAACUCCUACCCUGUGAAGGGUCAAUUGCAGGUUUGAAACAAAGACAUUUUGGAGAGCUGAGGACGGGGUCCUAGGAUAGUGGUUUUGGAUUUUCUAGACUUCUCUUGUGUGUACCUGUCUUCCCCUACUCCCCAAAGCAUAAAACUUGCUGUAGGAAGUGUUUAUUGCUUUGGGGUGCUGCAGGCCUUGAGAGUCCUGCCCCAUCCUUCCACUGUUUGCCAGAUGGACCGGACCAGAUACCUUGUGUGCCUCCCAGCUGCUCCAGAACCACUGUGGCCCCGCCAUUUGAUUUGGCUAUUCCCCCAAACCAGCCCCAACACACCAUAGCUGUGUGUUAUUUUUCCUCUGGUUGAAUUAAAUGUUCUUGAGCAUAAUACAUUCACAUGGUUCAAAACUGCAAAAGAUACAAAAGGCUUUAUGGUGAAAAGCUUCUUCCCAAGUCUACUGGCCUUCCAGUGCCCUCCUCAGAGGCCACCAGUAUCUCCAGUUUCUCGAGUAAUCCUCUCGGAAAUGUGUUUAUGUUUGUGUGCUUUGUGUACACACGCACCCAUACAUGCAUAUUGGCAGAGGAACAUGUAGUAACACUUGUACAAGCACACGUGCAUAUUUACUUAUUCAGUCCUUUCUAGAAGGGAAUUCAGGCUGUUUCUGGUCUCUUGCUAUUACAAGCAGUGCUGCAGUAGAUGGCCCCGUCGCAUGUGGGGUCAGCUCAGAGAUCAAUAUGAAGAAUACCAGUUCAUACCAGUUCAGUGCAAAUACUCAUAAUUGGGUCAAUAGCAAAUCUGAAUCAGGCUCUCCCCCGAGAAUGUUGACAUUCUUUGGAUGAUUUACUCAUACACUUAUUGCCCCCUUCCAAAACGGACUUAAGAGCCAUUGGACUCAUAGUUGGAGACCACCAGAAGAAGUGGGGCAGAGAAUGCUGAAAGCUGACGUGGACCACACCUUUGUGCCAGGAAGAACUACGUAAGUGCUUUGCUCAGUUGACAGACUUCCCAAGUCCUCAGGGAAAGGGCAGCAGCAUGAAGGUCAGGGACUUCCUAUUCUCAUCUCAUGAGCAGAUGUGAAAGGGAGGUGCAGUGAACCUAGGGCUCCUGCCAAAUCACAGAACCAGAUCUGAGCCAGCCCAGGUGGCUGAUUUCUGUUUGGAUGGUGGUCUUGGGAUGAGGUCACCGCCACUGGUAGCUCACACCAGCAGAUGCAAAAGCAAGAUGGGAACUUGUAAUGCCUGUAGCAGGCAGCCCCACAGUCCCUUCCUCCAGUGUCACUGCCCAGUGCCCCCCAGAUGGGCCAGGCAUUGGGCUGCGGCCACCUCAAACCCUCUUUUCCCUCCUUCAGGAAUCUGAGCUUAGUUUGAUGAGUGUUGCUCCUGUACAUCUGCCUUUGAAGGCCUGCUCUUCACCUGUACUGAACUUUACCUGCUUUGUGAACUCUGGGCCCUCUGCAGACUUCAUCAAACAGGCACAGCCGGACCCAGCUGGCAGGUGGCGGGACUGGGUUUGAUGUCAGGAAGCUGACCAGGAGUCUCGCCUUUUUACAUUUUUCUUUUUUUAAGACUUUACUUUUUAGAACAGACCUCAUUUGGUAGACGAGUUUUAGAUCUACAGAAGAAUUGAGACAUACACUUUGGACAGAGCUCCUGUAGAGUCCACAUUGAAUUUCCCCUAUUAUUAACAUCUUACAGUAGUGUGACUCAUUUGUUACAAUGAAUGAACCAAUAUUGAUUUCAUGAGUAUUAAGCAAAGCCCAUAGUUAUUCAGAUUUCCUUAGCUUCUUCCUUAGUUUUAGGACCCUUUCUGUUCCACCACGUCACAUUUGUGUUUUCCAAGGUAUGUGUUAACACAGGGGGUUGUCAAUGCCUCCUUAGGCCCCUCUUGGUUGUGGCAGUUUUUGAUGACCUUGACCGUUUUGAAGAAUAUUGGGCAGGUCUAUUAGAGAUUGUCCCUCAAUUGAGAUUUGCCUUUCUCAUCGUUAUACCAGAGUUAUGUGUUUUUCAGAGGAAGAGCUCAGAGGUAAAUUGCCAUUUUAUUACAUUGUGUCUAGGGUACAGAGUGCACACAUGAUGUAUCACUAUUUAUGUUAACCCUGAUCACUACUGUUUGCCAGGUUUCUCCACCAUCAAGUUCUUCUCCCUUUCCGUACUGAACUAUGAAAGGAAGUCACUCUGUGCAGCCCUCACCUAAGGAGCACGGGGCUUAUGCUUCACCUCCUUAGGGGCAAAGUACCGACAUGAAUUAUAAAUAAAUCUGGGAAUUCUUCUGUAA